This is a messenger RNA of Lottia gigantea (owl limpet), 1177 nucleotides long. RefSeq lists its product as hypothetical. Lineage: Eukaryota; Metazoa; Mollusca; Gastropoda; Lottiidae. The annotation marks the transcript as partial. The transcript is spliced from 11 exons. The record is from RefSeq and is a predicted model, not a curated record. Gene Ontology annotation, molecular function: protein-phosphatidylethanolamide deconjugating activity.
UCUGUAAGAAAUGGAGUAUGAAGCAAGUUUAGGAUCGUAUGAAAAUGGAGCAUUAUGUUAUGAAGAUUUUCCUACAACAAGUGAACCUCUCUAUUUAUUAGGUGAAAAAUAUAGUACCAUAUACGAUAGGGAUGAGCUAAAACAUGAUAUUUUAUCAAGGAUAUGGUUCACUUAUAGAAGAAACUAUUCACAUAUAGGUGGUUGUGGACCAAAUAAUGAUACAGGAUGGGGUUGUAUGUUACGAUGUGGACAGAUGAUGUUAGCUCAAGCUUUAGUGCUUAGACAUCUUGGUAGAAAAUGGAGAUGGAAUCCUCAAGUAUAUGAUCAAAAUUAUUGGAAGAUAUUAAAAAUGUUUCAAGAUAAAAAGACUAGUAUUUAUUCCAUACAUCAAAUAGCAUCAAUGGGUGAUUCUGAAGGAAAAGCAGUAGGUCAGUGGUUUGGACCAAACACAAUAGCUCAGGUUUUAAAAAAGAUAUCAAUAUAUGAUGGUUGGAGUAAUUUAGUAGUACAUGUAGCAAUGGAUAAUACAGUAAUAGAAAGUGAUAUACGUGAUCUAUGCCAAUGUGAUAGUAAAAAAUCAAAACAGUCAGAUAUUAAUGGUACAGAUAAAGAAGGUUUUACAAACUGUGAUUUUGAAUCCCACCCCUCAAGUUAUAUAGCACCUGACAGAAUAUUGAAAUCAGAAAGAUGGAAACCAUUACUAUUGAUAAUUCCACUGAGAUUAGGAUUAACUGAUAUAAAUCCUGUUUAUUUUGAUAGUUUAAAGAGUUGUUUAGGAUUAAAACAGUCAGUUGGUAUUAUUGGAGGUAAACCUAAUCAUGCCCAUUAUUUCGUAGGUUAUUUAGGAGAUGAACUAAUAUAUUUAGAUCCUCACACUACACAAGUUUAUGUCGAUUUAGAGGCCAAAAGUUCUACAGAUGUAACGUAUCAUUGUCCUUUUCCUGGUCGAAUGAAAUUAACUCAAUUAGAUCCUUCAGUUGCUGUUGGUUUUUAUUGUGGUACAGAAGAAGAAUUUGAUGAUUUAUGUUUAACUUUUAGUAAAUUUAUAAUUGAAAAAAGUAAAAAUCCUAUGUUUGAAUUACAUAAAGUGCGACCAGCUCAUCUUCCAGCUAGUGAUAGUGAUUUUUAUACUCAUUAUUCUUCACAUAGUACAGGUUUGUUUUCUUUUUAUUCUUCA